ACAAGUUCUAUAUGGGACCAGGACAACUGUACCAUGACCUGCAGAACCUUUUGCACGACUUGAACGUACUUGGGCAAAUCACUCAGUUAAUAAACAGCCUUAAAGGAAACUAUCAGAACCUGAACCAAUCUGUAGCCCAUGACUGGACCUCAGGUUUACAAAAGCUGAUUCUGAAAAAGGAAGAUGAGAUCAGAGCAGCAGAUCGCUGCAGAAUUCAGCUGCAGCUCCCAGGAAAACAGGACAAGUCUGGGAGACCAACUUUCUUUACAGCUGUGUUCAAUACAUUUACCCCUGCCAUCAAACAGUCCUGGAUCAACAACUUACAAAUGGCUAAACUGGCCCUUGCUGAGGAUAACCUGUUGGGUUGGUUCUGUGUAGAAGAUGAUGGGAAUCAAAUCAAAAAGGAGAAACAUCCUCUUCUUGUUAGACACAUGCCAGUGAUGAUGGCCAAGCAACAGGAAUUUAAGGUUGAAUGUGCUGCCUACAAUCCUGAGCCAUAUCUCUCUGGAGAAGCAGAGUCAGAUUCCUGUGCUAUGGAACAUGGUUUUCUCUGGAUUGGCAGUUGCACAAACCAGAUGGGGCAGAUUGCAAUCGUCUCCUUCCAGAGCUCCAGCCCCAAGGUCAUCGAGUGCUUCAACGUGGAGUCCAGGAUUCUCUGCAUGGUCUACAUACCAGGGGAGGAGAAGCUGAGAGAGCAAAACAAACCUUCAGACUCUGAAAAUGUCUUUGCACAAACUUCUAAUGUGCCUACUAUUUGCCUUGGCAUGGAGGAAGGAAGCAUUUCUAUUUACAAGAGCUGCCAAGGCUCUAAGAAAAUUCGACUUCAGCACUUCUUCACUCCUGAAAAAUCAACUGUUAUGAGCUUAACAUAUAGGUCUCUAUACUUGUUUGCUGGCUUGGUCAAUGGAAACAUCUCAAUCUACACCAAAGCAGAAGAUGGGACAUGGAACACAGAACCUCAGAAGGUAGUGAAGUUGGGGGUUCUGCCUGUUAGAAGCCUGUUGGUGAUGGAGGAGACCAUUUGGGCUGCGUGUGGUGGACAAAUCUUUAUCAUCAGCACUGUGACACAUUCCAUAGAGAGCCAUUUUGAGGCCCAUCAAGAGGAAGGGAUGGUAAUCUCUCACAUGGCUGUUGCUGGAGUGGGAGUCUGGAUUGCCUUCACAUCUGGAUCUACUCUUCGCCUGUUCCACACUGAGACCCUGGAACACCUCCAAGACGUUAACAUUGCCACACCUGUCCACAAUAUGUUGCCAGGGCAGCAGCGAGUGUCUGUGACCAGUCUCCUGGUGUGCCAUGGCUUACUGCUGGUUGGAACCAACCUGGGCAUAAUUGUGGCAUUGCCAGUGCCACGUCUGCAGGGGAUUCCCAAAGUGACUGGACGAGGAAUGGUGUCCUACCACGCACACAACAGCCCAGUCAAGUUUCUUGUGACAGCUACAUCCAUAGCCAGGAAGAGCAGAAACAAAGUGAGGCCCAACCUGCUUCCUGGCUCAGAACCCAAGGAUGAGGACCAAAGGAACAUUCUGCAGAGUGAAAGACCAGGCUCUUCCCUCAGCAACACCCAUGAGCCUGCAGUUUGCCUCGGGGGGUCAGCAGGGUCCAUUGCACAAAAGAGUGACUUGUCAUCAUCUUCUGGAUCCCUUACUUUGUCUCAUGGAUCAAGUUCCCUAGAACACAGACCAGAGGACAGUAACAUUUAUGAGCUUUUGAAGGAUCAAAAUAUCUCAUUCAAAAGUAAGAGGCAGAAAUCAAAGAAAAUGAAAGCAAGUUCAGUAUUGGUCAUUUCUGGUGGCCAAGGACACAGGAGAGUGAACAAGAAGACCAAGCAGCAGCGACAAGAUGAACUAGUGUCUUCAGUGAUGGUCUGGCAAAUCCCACUGUUAAAUAUCUAA
Acanthisitta chloris (rifleman) is the source of this 1892-nucleotide messenger RNA. RefSeq names its product rho guanine nucleotide exchange factor 10-like. The record is from RefSeq and is a predicted model, not a curated record. Gene Ontology annotation, cellular component: centrosome. Gene Ontology annotation, biological process: mitotic spindle assembly; actin cytoskeleton organization; positive regulation of stress fiber assembly. The transcript has 11 exons. Gene Ontology annotation, molecular function: guanyl-nucleotide exchange factor activity; protein binding. The annotation marks the transcript as partial. NCBI's taxonomy places the organism in Eukaryota, Metazoa, Chordata, Aves, Passeriformes, Acanthisittidae.